Molecule: messenger RNA, 3022 nt
Organism: Glycine soja
Lineage: Eukaryota; Viridiplantae; Streptophyta; Magnoliopsida; Fabales; Fabaceae
Product: protein JINGUBANG-like
Exons: 1
Coding region: 111-2435 (774 amino acids)
Molecular function (GO): protein binding
Source: RefSeq, a predicted model, not a curated record
UUUCAAAUUUUUGCCCUUGCAUCAUUCAUUCUCCGAAAUAUAUAUAUUAAAAAACUAAAAGCAGUAGUAGUUAUUAGGUGUUUUUAGUUUCCUAACCCCGUAGUUGUUCAAUGACAAACGCACACGGUGGCGCCAUGUUAGUAGAGCAUAAAACAAACAGCAACAGCGUACACAGACAAAAGUUCGGAGCCUUGUUGCACUCCGAAACGACGUCGCUUUACACCUCCAACCACGACGACGAUGAAUUCUCCUCCCAUAAUAACCAACGGCACAGCAGCAACAAUGCCUCUCCCUACAUCAUGUCCCCAUGGAACUACCAACCUAAUGGCAAUAACAAUUCUUCUUCUUCUCCUUUCAAUAAAUCUCCGUGGCUAUUGCCUUCUUCGCCGGCGAUAAACCUCUUCCACCACCACCACCACCACCACGAUAACGACCUCCCGGAAAACGGCCUCAUUGGAUCCCUCGUCCGCAAGGAGGGCCACAUAUAUUCCCUUGCCGUUUCCGGCAACUUGCUAUACACCGGCUCUGACAGCAAGAACAUAAGAGUGUGGAAGGAUCUCAAAGACUUCACGGGAUUCAAAUCAAGCAGCGGAUUGGUGAAAACGAUUGUUAUUUCCGGCGGGAAAAUCUUCACCGGCCACCAAGACGGGAAGAUCAGAGUCUGGAAGGUUUCGUCGAAGAAUCCGAGCAACCAUAAACGCAUCGGGAGCUUGCCGACGUUCAAAGAGUACGUGAAGAGUUCGAUGAAUCCGAAGAACUACGUCGAGGUUCGGCGGCACCGGAACGCGGUGAAGGUGAAGCACUUCGACGCCGUUUCGAGCCUGAGUCUGGACGAGGAGGAAGGCUUGUUGUACUCGGGGUCGUGGGACAAGACGCUCAAGGUGUGGCGCGUGGCGGAUUCAAAGUGCUUGGAGUCGAUUAGCGCGCACGACGACGCCGUGAACGCGGUGGCGGCGGCGUUCGGGGGUUGCGUGUUGACGGGCUCCGCGGACGGGACGGUGAAGAUGUGGAGGAGGGAGAACCAGGGGAAGAAGUUCAAGCACGUUUUAGACCGUGUUUUGCUGAAGCGGGAGAACGCGGUUACGGCGCUGGCGGUGAACCGUUUAGCUACGGUGGUUUAUUGCGGUUCUUCUGACGGGUUGGUCAAUUUCUGGGAGCGUGACCAGAAAGGUGGAUUCUUGCACGGCGGCGUUUUGAGGGGGCAUAAGCUUGCGGUUCUCUGUCUGGCCGCGGCGGGGAACCUUGUCUUCAGUGGCUCUGCGGAUAAGAAUGUUUGCGUGUGGAAGCGUGACGAAAAUGGCUUCCACACGUGCCAUUCGGUUCUGACGGGGCACAGUGGUCCUGUUAAGUGUAUCGCCGUAGAGGAAGCAGAACCGCCGCCGGAGGGUCGUUGCGAGAAGGGGAACCUGCGGUGGAUUGUGUACACCGGGAGCUUGGACAAGUCGGUGAAGGUGUGGUGCGUGUCUGAACACGCGCCGGACGCGAGCGUGUUCCAGAGCUGGGCCACACCGUAUCAUUCCUCCUCCUCCGCAGUUGGAUUCAGUUAUUCCUCGCCGGGGAAAAUUAGUGUUAAUUCAUCACCGGCGUGGAGUUAUUCGUCGCCGAGAAGAAUUGGUGUUAGUUCCGUCUCAGCAGGAUUCAGCUAUUCCUCACCCACUUCAUUCGGGCUCAAUUCAUCUUCCUCCCCAGCAGGAGGAAUGAUUUAUUCUUCGCCCAGAAAAAUCAAUGUUAGCAACAACAGUGGAAAUAGCAACCGCAAUGGUGAUAGUACUCAAAGUUUUGAUAACGAUGAUGAUGAUGAUGAUGAUAGAUGUAUAUUCAAUGGCAAUGGCACCAACAACAGGAGCAGUAGCACUAAAAGCGGCGACAAUGGCAUUGGCAGCAACAACCGCGAUAGUGUUAAAAGCAGUGGCAAUGGAGAAAACAACCGCAACAAUGGUGGUUCUAAAAGCGGUGACAAUGGCAGCAACAACGUCAAUCGUGAUAAUGCUAAAAGUGGUGGCAAUGACAGCAACAACCGCAUCAGUGAUAGUUCUAAAAGUGGUGGCGAUGGCAGCAACAGCCGCGACAGUGAUAGUGCUUAUGGCAGUGGCAAUAACAUCCGAAACAAAGAUGGUGCUAAAAGCAAUGGUAACAGCAGCAACAUUGAUAGUUCUUAUGGUAAUAGGAAUAGCAUACACAAUAGUGAUAGUGCUAAAAACAAUCCCCGUAAUGGUGAUGAUGCUUAUGGCAACAAGAACAACAAUCAUAAUGCUAAAAGCAAUGGGAAUAGCAAUGACUAUCGCAACAGCAAUAGUGUUAAAAGCAGUGGCACUAGCAACGGCAUCCGAAACAGUGAUUGUGCUAAAAGCAAUAGCAAUGUCAAUGGCCAUAACAACAGCAGCUGCAAGAGUGAUGGUGCUAAAAGCAAUAACAAUUACACUCGCAACAGUUAGGGUGCCAGUAGCAAUUACAGCCAAACCAGUGAGGACGCUAAAAGCAAUGCCAAUGGCAAUAACAAUAGCAGCUGCAAGAGUGAUGGUGCUAGUGGCAAUGGAAAGAGCAAUUACAACCGCAACAGUGAUGGUCCUAAAAGCAAUGCCAUUGGAAAUGACAACCAAAAUAGUGGUGCUAAAAGCAGUGACAAUGGCAAUGAAAAGAUCAAUAGCAACCGUAGCAGCGAUGGUGCUAAAAGCAAUAACAUCCAAAACAGCAAUAUUGCAAUUAAUUACGUAUUUUAUUAGUUUGUUGCAAAAGGCAAUUAAUUAAUGUUUAGGAAGAAGUGCAUUCAAUUGCAUGUACAUAAAAGUUGAAGCAAUGUGAUGAAAGAGUAAAGGCAAGAGAAAUGAAGAUAGAAAACGAGGUGGAGCUUACGCGGGUGGUAAUAGUGACAGGAGGGUGUGCUUAGGAUUUCCCCUGCUUGCAGUUAUUUGUUUAGCGUAAGUAAGUGGGAUCAAUUAGAGUUUGUAAAUAUGGUUUUCCAGCCUGUAUAUAUGCAUCCAUAGCCUUAAUUAAUAUAUAUACCUUUUGCCGUGUUGCCUUC